AUGGCACGAAUGAGUACAACAACUGUGUCUAUCGCUAGAAGAAGAUGGAAAACAUGUUUAAUUUAUUUAAGAUUGAUUGCAACAAAGGUGGAUAUGAUGACCAAUGCAGCGCGCAAAGCUAUGCUCCGAUUUGAUGAUCUGCAUCUUUCGGCAAGUCUAGUCUCUUAUAAUCAUACCACUUUAGCCAAAAUUAUCACCAUGAACUCAAUGUAA
Plasmopara halstedii is the source of this 213-nucleotide messenger RNA. RefSeq lists its product as uncharacterized. The coding region runs from base 1 to 213 and encodes 70 amino acids. The transcript has 2 exons. The record is from RefSeq and is a predicted model, not a curated record. NCBI's taxonomy places the organism in Eukaryota, Oomycota, Peronosporomycetes, Peronosporales, Peronosporaceae.